UCGGUCGUUUAUGAUUAGUUUUAGUUUAAGUUAUUCGUUCUAAAACAUAACACGUGAGCGAGAGACUGACUGAGAACGGCAACGGCAACGGCGGCGUACAAAGAGGGUUGGCGGCAAAUUUAAACAAAUUAAAAAAAAAGUUAUUAAUUUUUCCCUAAAUUCAAAUUAUUUUGUCUGUUCUGUGUUUCUUCUUUUAUUAUUAAAAAAUUUUGUAUCUAUAUGAUUUGUUUACAUUAUUAUUGUGUUAUGUGUUGUUUUCAUGUCACAUAUAAAAAUAUUCUGUGAUAUUGUUUAAACAAAAAAUAAAAAUCACAACAAACAAUCAAGUCGCAAUAAUUCUAUACUCUACACCUACCUAAAUACCUUAUAUUGUGCAGCAGCAGAAAAGUACAAAUUUAAAUUAUUUAAGUAAUAACAAAACACCAUAACGGUAAACAAAACAAACCAAGUGCCAGUGCAUAUUCCUAGAAUCGGAGAAUUAAAAAAUCAUCUUCUUCUUCGAAGUGAAAAACUAACAUAAUAAUUCAAAUAAAGUCAUUCGCCAGGGGCGCUGCGGAUAUUGCCCCCAAAGUCAAACAAUUCCAAGGGAAUACAAAUCCUGUCAUCUCAGCAAAAUCACUAAAAAUGGUUAACAAAUCGUACACAGCUAACGAUCUGGAGGCAUUUAUGAAGAUCGCCGCCAAUUGGCAAAACGGCAAUCACAUAUUCGAUGGUCCUGAUGUUAAAUGUGAUAUGCAACAGUAUAUAAAUAAUCCCGCCCUAAAUAUGUACAAGAAACGGGAACGUACCCAAAACUGGAAUCACCAGGAAAAGAAGUUCUUGCUUGAUUUAUGUCGCAAGGAUAUGCGAAUCAUUGAAAACAAAAGACUAGACGCUGGUCUAACUGCAGUUAAAAAUAAAGCUUGGAAAAUAAUCCAUCAAAAAUUCUCAAAUGCCUUUGGUCCAGACAGGACAUGCAAUAGAUUAAAGGAACAAUGGCGACGCAUGAAAGCUUGUACUCGUAAUGAAAUUAUGGACUACAACAACAGAAUGACUCGGUUUGGUCAAGAAGUUGCAGACCGCAAGAAACCAUCAAGUUUCACAUUUGAAAUUUGGGAGUUUAUGCAGGAAUCGAAGAAAGCGUGCAAAAGUGAGACUCUCGACGGAGUUGACUAUUCCAAAAUGCCACUCGCCUUAGAAGAGGAUUUUGAAUACAAAAAUGAAAACGAAAACGACAACGAUGAAAACGAUGUCGAUAAUGACAUGGAAGAUAGUCGGACCCCACCACAAGAACAUUGCGAUGUUGACAUCAAAGAAGAGGAGCCCAAUGAAAACUAUAACGACAGCCACCAUAAUGGGGAUCGCCUCUCAGCGUCAUCACCCAAUGAUCAAGACGAAUCAAUACCCGACCAGAGUAUGCGAAGUCCUCAAAUGCCACACCAGAACCUGGAUAACGGUUAUUCGCACGAUCAAAUGAAUUUCACGCCACAAUUCAACAUGAACAAUAUCUCAGCAACUCUCGAGGCGUUAAAUGCCCUCCGUGCCGGACAAUUCCCCCCUCCACCGUCUGUAGCAGCUUCAUUUCCCACCUCAGAUGGGCCACCGCCAACAAAGCGCCAGCGUACCUCAUCCGAAAGCGACAGCAAUACCUCGCCUGAACUCAAAGUCUUCAUGGACAUGCAAAGUAAAGAGCACUUUAUGCGCAUGAAGAUCCUCGAAGUGCAACUCCAAUCGGCCAAAUAUUCCCGUGACAUAGUCGAGAUCAAUAAAACAAUAGCUUUGCAAAAACUCCAAGAAUACGCCAGCAAGCGAUUGAGCUAAGGACACAGAAUAAGAAGAUGAACAAUCCCCAACCACAUCCCUUGUCGAUUUUAUGUUGUCCUUCUUGUAAAAAUUGAAUCUUAAGUUUUGUUUUCAUGUUUAUUUUUUGUAGAGUUUAAGCUUUGCAACCACAUUCCUAUUCAAUUGCAGUAUUUUUAUGUAUUAUUACUUUUGUUGAAUGGACAAGGUUUUGAAUAUCUUGUCCGUUCGUUGUGUACUUUGUUUUGUUUUCAUAUUAAUUUAGCACGUUAUCGCGUCGUCUAUUCAGUGAAUCAAAUCGUAUUUGAAGAUUCCUACCUCAGAACAUUUAUCAAUUACAGUUUUAUUAGAGAAUAGGAAAGUUUUUCUUUGUAUAGUUUUAAUUUUGUAUACACGCUAAAGAGUGUAUGACAUACAAAUUUUAUUAUUAU
Eupeodes corollae is the source of this 2210-nucleotide messenger RNA. RefSeq lists its product as uncharacterized. The record is from RefSeq and is a predicted model, not a curated record. Lineage: Eukaryota; Metazoa; Arthropoda; Insecta; Diptera; Syrphidae. Bases 625 to 1800 code for a protein of 391 amino acids. The transcript is spliced from 5 exons.